UAUGUAGGAAUUAGAAGAGUUCUUAGAAAAAUAAAAAGACUUAAAUAUCAAAAUGAUGAGAGAUAUGUUACAAACACAAAGUCUAAUCCAGCAUAAUUUGUCUAUUGGAUUAGACUCUUUAAAAAAGUGCAUCGAAAAUUUACCUAAUAAAAUUGUCCCUAAAUAGGGAUUGUAAUCUAGAAUCACUAUACAAAGACAGAAGUAUUAGGUUUAUUUGAAUUAGCCAACAUCAAUUUAUUUUAAGUCAAUUGGGUCAUAAGAAUUUUAUAUCCUACUUGAAUUUAGAGGAAGAGAUCAAGGAAAUAUAUCGAGAGAGGAUGUUCAAUUUGUCUGUUAGUAUGAGAGAUAUGAAUGGAGAUCUUAUAGAGGAUGAGGACUGUCCUAUAUUUUUAAGAAUGUAAAAUUCCCUUAUAAAUCAGAUACACAUCGGAGAAAUUUCCAAAAGAAGUUUAUUCCAACAUUAGAGGAAAACCAAUAUUUAAAGGAUAAACAUAAAUACUUCUCAGAGGAAAAGGUGAAUUUUAAAGAAUCUCAAUCACUGAAGUUUUAUCAUCAUAUAAAUAUUAUAUUAGGUUUCCUCUCAUUUCCCUUCAGGAAAAUUUCUUUUAGUGAUAUUUUCUGAGAAAUAAUACGUCAAACCCUACAUAAUUGAUAAUUUAAUUGUUAAAGCGAAAAAAUUGCUCAAAUGA
Messenger RNA from Paramecium pentaurelia, 689 nucleotides. NCBI's taxonomy places the organism in Eukaryota, Ciliophora, Oligohymenophorea, Peniculida, Parameciidae. The record is from the annotation of a GenBank genome assembly.